This is a messenger RNA of Seminavis robusta, 693 nucleotides long. The record is from the annotation of a GenBank genome assembly. NCBI's taxonomy places the organism in Eukaryota, Bacillariophyta, Bacillariophyceae, Naviculales, Naviculaceae.
AUGAGUUCCAAUGGCUUGAUUCCAGUUGAGAUCGUCAAUGAUAGUUCUGCGGCUGGCGACGACGCCGGCGAUGGCGAGAAGGACGUCUUGCGACGUCUCCAGGUCCCAUUCAAGAAGAUGACGCUUGGUGAUCUCCUCACCAAAGCUCGUCGAGAGCUUCCUCGAGGCAACCAGAGUCUCUUUGUGGACAAGGAGGUUUUCCUUCGACAAAAAGUUGGCACUGUCGAUGGCCACUUUGCCCUUGAACGCAGGGACGACCGUGCGCAUAGUCAAGGCAACGGGAUUCGCCCUGGAGAUUCGAUUCUCCUUUUACCUUCCCAGGAUGAAGGAUUUCAGCUUGCACGGCUGUACGAAGAAUACGACGUCGAGGCAACUGUGCCUACCGCCUUUGAAAUGCUCUCAAUGCCUUUGAGCCCUCAUUUAAAGUACACUGGAGUGACGCUGCUUUCCAAGCCAACAAUUUCUGUCAUUCAAAUCAAGCACGAAGGAGUCAAGAUCGCUUUUGUGCUUCCCGGAAAUGACGAGAUCAAAAUUGAGCGCAAUGGAAGCAAACGAGCCAUUGCAAUUCCAAACAAACUUGUACACGUGGAGUUUGACAAAAUUGUCUUCCUUGACGACCAUAAGAUCAGCACUUUCGUGGACCAAGUACGUAAGAACCAUGUCACCAUGUCGAACUUUGCGUCUCUCAAGUAA